GUACGGCAAAAUGACUUUUGAGGAGUAGGUUAGGUUGAAUUGUUUAUAUAAGUAAUGUCUACGGCGCCAGUGGAACGCUAGAUUUUGGGUCCUUUUUGCAUCGAAACAACUACUUAGGAUGUCUUUUCAGUGGAAAUGGUUACGGAAUUUCGUUCGUCGUAAUACAAAUCCUAUUCCUGAGUAUCGAGCUCAGCGUUGGAGGCAGAGGCUGAGCUUGGCUUACAUCCUGCUGGCAUGGAAUGCGUUCGGGUUGGUUUGCUACAUGGUGUACACAGGACGAAAUGAUUGGGCCAAGUAUUAUGGAUAUAAAUCUGAGGAAGAUGCAUCUGUUCCACCAUCUCAGUACUAUGCAAAUCUGCUAAAAGUGGAUAAGGCUAAGGUGAUUCGCUUCUCGGGCUUCCAAAAAGUUAACGAAAUAGAGAUCGACAACACUGCAGAGGAGACCAAAACUACGUGAUUCUAGUUUUAUGUAUUUAAGUGAAGAUUUUUGAUAUCUACUGUUGUAAAUAAACGUACUAAAUAUCCCAAGAA
Messenger RNA from Hermetia illucens (black soldier fly), 531 nucleotides. RefSeq lists its product as uncharacterized. The transcript has 2 exons. Lineage: Eukaryota; Metazoa; Arthropoda; Insecta; Diptera; Stratiomyidae. The record is from RefSeq and is a predicted model, not a curated record. The coding region runs from base 119 to 457 and encodes 112 amino acids.